This is a messenger RNA of Funneliformis mosseae, 1410 nucleotides long. Lineage: Eukaryota; Fungi; Glomeromycota; Glomeromycetes; Glomerales; Glomeraceae. The record is from the annotation of a GenBank genome assembly.
AUGGACAAACUUCCUAUUGAAAAAUCAUCAAGUUCAGUACCUGAAAAUGAUGAAUUGCAAACAAAUCCAAACGCAUUGAAGUCUCAUUGUUUCUCUGAUGAAAAUUUUAACGAAAUGUUUAAAAAAGAAGAUGGUAGUAACCAAGAUAAGGAAGAUGCAAAUGGUUCAAUCGAUAAUUCUAAAAUGACAAUCCUUAAUGAUACGGAUACGGAAGAGGAAAAGAACAUGCAAUAUAUUAAUAACGAAAUGUUUAACAAAAAUGUUAAUGAUAAUAGCCAGGACGAGGACGACGACAAGAGUGAAGACGAUGACACAAACGACAAAUAUAUCAAUAAUAUGACCAUCUCCAACAAAGAUGAUAAUAGCCAGGAAGAGGACGACGAUAAGAGUGUAAACGAUGGAAUAAGUGAUAAAACUAGCUAUAAGGUGACAUUUUCCAACAAAAAUAAUAGUAUUCAAGACGAGGACGACGACAAUAAUUAUAGUAGCCAAAAUGAAGACGACGACGAUGAUACAAGCGACAAACCUAUCAAUAAAAUGUCAAUCCUCAACAUAGGGUAUAGCAGCCAAGAUGAGGACGAUGACAAGAAUGAAGACGAUGACACAAACGACAAAUAUAUCAAUAAUAUGAACAUCUCCAACAAAGAUGAUAAUAGCCAGGAAGAGGACGACGACAAGAGUGACGACGACGAUGAUACAAGCGACAAACCUAUCAAUAAAAUGUCAAUCCUCAACAAAGGGUAUAGCAGCCAAGAUGAGGACGGCAAGAGUGAAGACAAUGAUACAAGUGUUGAAUCUAGCAGUAAAAUGAUGGCAGUUUCUAAGGAGAAUAAUAACGAUUUCAUCAGCAAAACUGUAACUUUAGAGACUGAAAACGAUGAUUCAGGUGAUGAUCCUAGCAGUAAGGCUUCGACUUCUAACGAAAACAAUUAUAUUGAUAGUAAAUCACGUUUAAGUUUUGAUGACAAUAAUUCAAUUAAAUUUUACAACAGCAACACAACCAGUAGCAGCCAAGAUAAUAAGACAACUUUUAACAGCUAUGAUGAAGAGAGUAGUAUCGAAAAAAUUACCUUUCGGAAUUACUCUAAUGAUUCUUGCAAUGAAUCUACAACUUCCAGCAGCGAUGAUGAUUUGAUGCUUGAGAGUAGUUCUGAAGAUAAGAAUCUUUUUGAAACAAAUAGUUCUAGUAGCGAUAUCUUUUGUUCUAUUAAUGGAGAUAGCGAUGAUGCAAAUGAGAGCAGUUCUGAUAGCGAUGAUACAAGUAUAAGCAGUUCUGAUAACGAUGAUAAAAGUAUAAGCAGUUCUGAUAGCGAGAGCAGCACUAUUGUCGAAGAACCAAGUGUGAGAAGGUCUGAUAGCGAUGAUAGCUGUUCUGAUGAAGAAACAACAACUUUUAUCAAUUCAGUGAAU